This is a messenger RNA of Xenia sp. Carnegie-2017, 3181 nucleotides long. RefSeq lists its product as uncharacterized. Lineage: Eukaryota; Metazoa; Cnidaria; Anthozoa; Malacalcyonacea; Xeniidae. The coding region runs from base 80 to 2944 and encodes 954 amino acids. Gene Ontology annotation, biological process: transmembrane transport. The record is from RefSeq and is a predicted model, not a curated record. The transcript has 8 exons. Gene Ontology annotation, cellular component: membrane. Gene Ontology annotation, molecular function: transmembrane transporter activity.
UUAUCACUUGCAUGUCACAAUCGACGGUAAAUGCAGAAAAUCUUCCCUCGACUUGUCCAAGUGAAAUUCAACAAACAGUAUGACUCAGAUGAGAACAAAUUCUUAUAUCGAAACCAAUCAAUUUAAUGCAGAUUCAUCGCUCACCUUUAAUGUCGUUGGUGCGACUCUUACAGCAGCUUUAGGAUCUUUUCAAUACGGUUUUGUUCUUGGAUAUCCAUCUCCGACUGCAACUCAAUUACAACAACAGAUGAAAUGGAGUGAUGAGCUUUUUGGCUGGUUUAGUUCCCUUAGCUGUAUUGGUGGACUGGUGGGAGCUUUACUAGGUCUUUAUACCAUCGAAAAAUUUGGACGAAAGUUUAACAUGAUGCUGUUUUCUCUACUGAUUGUUGCUGGAUGGGUCAUAUUGGCAACAGCUGAGAAAUCAAUGAUGGCUUUAAUAGGAAGGACUAUUGCGGGAGUCGCCUUGGGAAUAAGCACAUUCUCCUGUCCGCUUUAUAUAGCUGAGAUAUCACCAUCAAAAUUUCGAGGAAGACUGGUAUGUAUUAACGGUCUCGGAAUUACUUUUGGGAUCCUUAUGUCAUAUAUCCUUGGAGCUUUAUUGAAGUGGCGAUGGCUAGCUAUUACUGGUGCUGGCGUUGGUACCACAAUGUGCAUACUAAUGCUGUUUUAUCCCGAGACACCGCGGUGGCUGGUAAAACAUGGUAAAAUUGAUGAAGCUCGUACAGUUUUAAUGAACUUGAGGAAAUUGUCUUACGAACAAUGUGAAACUGAAUUCUGUCAAAUUAAAAAUUAUUUGGAUAACGAUGAAAAGGUUUCAUUUAGAGAGCUCAGUCAACCAACAGUAAUUCGUCCAUUGAUAAUAACAUUAAUGGUAGUAAUGUUUCAACAAUUAAGUGGGAUAAAUGCCGUUUGUAAUUACGCAUCAAAAAUUGCAAGUGAUUUUGGAAUUAAAAGUGCGAACCUUGUGGCAGUAGGAGUGGGUUUCGUGCAAUUUCUUGGGACAGCGGUUUCUUGUGUGAUCAUUGACAAACUUGGCCGGCGAAAGCUGCUCAUUUAUCCAUGUUUUGCCAUGUUUCUAAGCAUGACACUUCUCGGUGUAUCACAGUACUUUAGAUUCAUACCAAGGAGCUUGACAUUCGUAUCGCUAUUUGUAUAUCUUAUCAGUUUUGCUUUGGGUUUGGGUCCAUUGACGUUUAUGAUUAUGGCCGAAAUAUUGCCAACUAGAAUAAGUGGCGUGGCAAGUGGUGUAGCAUCGCAAAUUAAUUGGAUUUGUUCAUUCAUUGUCAUAAAGACGUACAUUGACAUGGAACAUGCGAUACAUGCCUAUGGAUGUUAUUGGGUCUAUGCAUCUGUUUGUUUCAUCGCGGCAAUAUUUGUUUAUGUAUUUCUACCUGAGACGAAGGGUAAAACGUUGGAAGAGAUACGAGCACUGUUUGUGAAGAAGCCUGGGUCCAUGGUGAUGACAGAUACAGCACAUUCAACAAACAGUAUGACUCAGAUGAGAACAAAUUCUUAUAUCGAAACCAGUCAAUUUAACGCAGAUUCGUCGCUCACUUUUAAUGUCGUUGGUGCGAGUCUCACAGCAGCUUUAGGAGCUUUUGAAUUUGGUUUUGCUCUUGGAUAUCCAUCUCCGACUGCAACUCAAUUACAACAACAGAUGAAAUGGAGUGAUGAGCUUUUUGGCUGGUUUAGUUCCCUUAGCUGUAUUGGUGGACUGGUAGGAGCUUUACUAGGUCUUUAUACCAUCGAAAAAUUUGGACGAAAGUUUAACAUGAUGCUGUUUUCUCUACUGAUUGUUGCUGGCUGGGUGAUAUUGGCAACAGCUGAGAAAUCAAUGCUUGCUUUAAUAGGAAGAUCUAUUACGGGAGUCGCCUUGGGAAUAAGCACAUUCUCUUGCCCGCUUUAUAUAGCUGAGAUAUCACCAGCAAAAUUCAGAGGUAGACUGGCAAGUCUAACCGGUGUGGGAAUUUCUCUUGGUGUUCUUAUGUCAUAUAUCCUUGGAGCUUUAUUGAAGUGGCGAUGGUUAGCUAUUACUGGUGCUGGCGUUGGUACCACAAUGUGCAUACUAAUGCUGUUUUAUCCCGAGACACCACGGUGGUUGGUAAAACAUGGUAAAAUUGAAGAAGCUCGUACAGUUUUAAUGAACUUGAGGAAAUUCUCUUACGAACAAUGUGAAACUGAAUUCUGUCAAAUUAAAAAUUAUUUGGAUAACGAUGAAAAGGUUUCAUUUAGAGAGCUCAGUCAACCAACCGUAAUUCGUCCAUUGAUAAUAUCACUUAUGGUAACAGUGCUUAAACAAUUAAGUGGGGUAAAUGCCGUUUGCAAUUACGCAUCAAAAAUUGCAAGUGAUUUUGGAAUUAAAAGUGCGAACCUUGUGGCAGUAGCAGUCGGUUUCGUGCAAUUUAUUGGGACAGUAGUUUCUUGUGUGAUCAUUGACAAACUUGGCCGGCGAAAGCUGCUCAUUUAUCCAUGUUUUGCCAUGUUUCUCAGCAUGACAGUUCUCGGUACAACGCAGUACUUUAGAUUCAUAUCAACGAGCUUGACAUUGCUAUCCUUAAGUGUAUAUCUUAUCAGUUUCGCUCUGGGUUUGGGUCCAUUGUCUUUUAUAGUGAUAGCCGAAAUAUUGCCAACUAGAAUAAGUGGCGUGGCAAGUGGUGUAGCAUCGCAAAUUAAUUGGAUUUGUUCAUUCAUUGUCAUAAAGACGUACAUUGACAUGGAACAUGCAAUACAUGCCUAUGGAUGUUAUUGGGUCUAUGCAUCUGUUUGUUUCAUCGCGGCAAUAUUUGUUUAUGCAUUUCUACCUGAGACGAAGGGUAAAACGUUGGAAGAGAUACGAGCACUGUUUGUGAAGAAGCCUGGGUCCAUGGUGAUGACAGAUACUUUACAGAACUCUAACAACGGAUCGUGCAACGCUCGAUAUGAAACAUUAAGUCAAAACAGUUAGAUGUCGACAAGGAUAGAUUCAGAAUUAUUUGGCAUGGGGGUGCUCUAGUUUUUAUACAUGUCAGUCAUCCAGUCUAUAUUUUGGAUUUGAUUUUAGUGACUCGUUUGUGGGUGUUUUUAUUUGACUCUAACCAAGGAUGGGGAGUGCACCCCCCCGCACACCUCCAUCAAAUCUAUCGUUGCAUGUCAACAAAUUGUAGAUUUCAUAUUAUAGAAUAAAUCAAACGUUCAUUUUGCG